AUGGUUUCAACAGUAAUUCGUUGUUUUGUAUUCAUUCUAUUCAGAUGUGUUCAUCAUCCUCGAUGUCAUAAUCUUCCUGUUUGUUAUCCAGUGCCCAGUUUCAAUCGACAACUCUGUCCACCGAGAGCAACGAUGAACACUUCAACAACAACGUCAAUGCCAACUACAACGACAACUGCAAGAACUACUCAGCAACUAGGUAAGCAUUAUAUUAACACUUUUUGAUCUUGACUAUCACUAAUUUUUAAUGAAGUAUAUACAGUUCUUUUGUAUGCAAUAUUACUUUACAGUUAGCUGAACCUGAUAUUGAGAAGAUCAGCAAUCUUAUAUUAUGAGUGAUUAAAUCUUUAUCAUAAGAAAAAAAAAAUUAAUAGUAAUCCCCAUGUUGAUUAUUUUUCGUCACUAUUGAAUUGUACUUCGAUUUAUUGAUAUCUACUAAACGAAAUCCAUUUUUUCUCUUCGUUUGAUACUACUAUAUAUGUUGCCUUUCAAACAAAGAUGCUUUAUUUCAAUUUAAUAAAACAUUUGGCUUCAGAUAUUAUAAAAAUGCACUAUAUUCUAAAAGUCUCGUCCCUUUCUUCCCUAUCUGAUUUCACACAAUUUUAAAGUCUGGUGUCUCAAUUCUGCCAGAAACUGUUUUUGAAACAUUUUAUUCAUCGUUUUAACUAUCAAGAUCACAAAGAGCUUCUUUUUAGUUUCCGAUAAAGAGUAAACAUUUCACUGUCGAAUGAUAUAAGGUUAGUCAAAAACGAAUUAGUUGACCAUUUAAAAGAACCGCUAGAAUAAGUCUAGAGAACAUUUUGAUUGUUAUGUGCGCUUCAUCCAUAUCACUUACUACAUAUAAAUCAACUAAGAGUAUUUGACGUAUGCAGAAACAUAUUGACUCGUGCCCUAGAGGAUCUUUAGUAAUGACUCACUAAAAAUACAUAAAAUAUUGAAAUAAUUUUAAAAAAACAUUCUAAUGGUUUCUUUAACAGGUUAAAUUAAGUGCUUUUAUUUGUUUUCAGCGCAAAUUUCAUGAUUGUUACCGUGUCGAAAAGCUAAAACACAUAUCAACGCCUAAAUAUUCGUUAAGAAAACAUAUUUUUCCUCGUAUUGUCUCCUUCCUUUUAAAGCAACUGAACGCGUUUAGACGCAGCAUCUUUGCUCUAAUUGCUUGUAUUCAUAUGAACACAUCUGAUAUGGGAAUUGUUAUUUAUAGACUACUCUGAUUUUUUAAAAUCAGAAUGACAAGUCAAUUUUUGAACAAUCAUUAAAAGAAAAAAGGAUAUUCUUAAAGGUAUGCGACUACUUUUUUCUCUUCACAUAUGUGCGAGUUGAUACCUCUUUCUACUAUCUAUUUGUUUACUUUGUUAAUUUAUUAUUUUUUCUCAAAAUUCAAAAUGUGAUUUUGAUCUAUUUGCAAUAUAGCAGAGUUAACGCUGUAUUUUUUCCAUUCAUAUUUCUAAAAUUUGUACGAUCGUUUAUUCUUAUUAUGUUAAGAAUCUAUUGCUGAUUUAUUUGACGAUCAACUUUUCUUAGAACUAUCGAAAAUUAUUGCUGUUUUCAUUUUUGUAUAGAUAAGUAUUUUUAAAUUCUGAAGAUUUAACAUUGUUAGAAGAAAAAUAAAACAAGUCUAACAGUGAUAAAAUAGAAAAUGAACUAUGUUUGUUUUUUUCAUCAUCUUGCAAAUGAAUAAAGGAUGCUCAUUGAAUAGAAUCGAUUGAAUUAUAUAAGAGUAUGUUUCUCCUUCGUCUGUUAACGUUAAGAUAUCUUUCUAUUUAUCGUGAUGACGAUGAGAGAAGUUCCCGUGUUUCUCACUGCAUCCACUGAUUUUGCUCAGAAGUAGACAAAUAAAUAGACUAUGCAUCAAACCUGAGACAGUCAUAUGAUUUGUUACUCUUUCUUUUCGCAAUCAAUGAAUACAUUGAAAUUCUAAACCCUUUUUAAUGAGUUUUGUUCGAUCUCAAGUGACAGUGUGCUUUGAGUUUUGAUGAGUCCUUAUCUCUUUAGAAUAAUUUAGUAUAUCGACUAUUUAAAGUUUGUAGGAAGUUUAUUUUAACGGCUGCAUCGUUUAUUUACAUGUUGAAAUGUACAUGUUUUUCUUCAGUUCUAUUUUGUUUAUCUUCAUAUUAUUUCUAUUAAUAUUCUAAUUCGUUUUCGGUGGAUUAUUGAUUUCAUCAUCCAUUUUUUGUAUGAAUAGUGUCAUUUUUUUCUCUUUUAUUCGUAGUAUGUGAUAACUAGUUUUUUCUUCGGCAACUUAUUGUCA
Messenger RNA from Rotaria sordida, 2248 nucleotides. The record is from the annotation of a GenBank genome assembly. NCBI's taxonomy places the organism in Eukaryota, Metazoa, Rotifera, Eurotatoria, Philodinida, Philodinidae.